AUGCGUCGCGGCAGGGAAAAAUCCCUCAACCGCUCGAGCUCCUCCUUCCCCCCUAUGUCGCCGUCGGCCCAAUUUCGCCUCGCCCUGCCCAAUCCCGCCUCGCUCCGCCGCCCCGCCUCGCCUCCGACCCCUACCGCCCCGCCUGCGCCCGGGCCGAAUCGGCCGCCGCCCCGCCCCAACUCCGCUCGCGCUCGUCCACCGGCGGUCAAGAUGCCGCCGCGCCGCGCCAUGCCGCGCUCGUCCACCGGCUACCACGACAUGCGGCUCCGCCCCUCCGGCCGGUGGGCCGCCGAGAUCAUGCGCGGCGGCGAGCGCUUUUGGCUCGGGACUUUUGAGUCGGCGGAACUCGCCGCCGGCGCGUACGACGUCAUGGUGUGGCGUUUCGACGGUGUCGCCGGGCCGCGGAACUUCUUCGACGUCGACAACCUCGCGGCAGCGGAGUUCGUGGCGCCGGCGUUCAACGUCAUUACCCGCACCGAGGAGCGCGCCGUCCGCCGGAAAUACAUGUGGAUGUCCAUCCGCAACCGCGAUGAGGUGGACAUGGCCGCCUUCCGCGCGGCGCAUCCGCAACACGUCGAAGCGGAGCUGGAGUUCUACGCGCAACUGACGGCGCAACGAGCUGCAGCGGCCGCCGCUUGUCCGUCUUCAUCCUCGGUGCCGCCUCCCACUAUCGUAGUCGACGACGAUCCUGAUUGGAUCGACAAUAUGGUCGUGGAGCUGGAGGCUGAGGAAGCCGCCAAGAAGACCGUGGAGGACGACGACAAUCCCGAUUGGUGCAACAAGAUGGUCGUGAAGCUGGAGGCGAAGGAAGCCGCCGAGGAAGCUGCCAAGAAGGCCGCGGAGGAUGGCGACAACUCCAAUUUUGAUGAGGACUUCUGGGAUAAACCCUAG
Lolium perenne is the source of this 891-nucleotide messenger RNA. The record is from RefSeq and is a predicted model, not a curated record. Lineage: Eukaryota; Viridiplantae; Streptophyta; Magnoliopsida; Poales; Poaceae.